This is a messenger RNA of Cokeromyces recurvatus, 1170 nucleotides long. RefSeq lists its product as uncharacterized. Lineage: Eukaryota; Fungi; Mucoromycota; Mucoromycetes; Mucorales; Mucoraceae. The record is from RefSeq and is a predicted model, not a curated record. The coding region runs from base 1 to 1170 and encodes 389 amino acids. The transcript has 4 exons.
AUGCAAUUAAUAGAAGAUGCAAAUGCCAUGGGAAAAAAACCGCCUUUUUCUCUUUUACUAUCUCUAGUUAAUCUCAUCUUACAGCCUAAAGAAAAAUUGAAAACAAAAAAGUUAUUAAAAGAACACUGGAUCUAUUGUAAGAGGGCACAUGCUAUUUUGAUGGAUGCACUUUACUUAUUUGGAACCGAGAUCUAUAGUCCUUUGUGGAAUCAAUUUAGAAACUUUGAACUUAUUCCAACAAAAAGAGCACAAAGAGCGCUUGAUGAUGACUAUAAUGUCUUGGAUACAAACACAUUAAGAGAAUAUAGUGAUUUUUGGGGACUUGUAAACCGAGUAUUAAAUCAUGGUGGUAAGGAUCUUGAAACAAAGUGUCGUAAAUUAAUAUUAGAUUUAUUUGUCAACAUAUUACAAUAUGAUUUAAAAUCAGUUAUCAAUGACGAAAACGGAGUAAAAGAUUCGAUUUUUAUACAAACAUUAAAAAAGGAUGCAUUAUGUACUCUAAGUAAAUUUGAUAAUUAUUUAAAAAUCUUGUUAAGCAAGUUUCCAAAUGAUGACGAAGAAUUAAUGCAUCUUUCAGGAGAUAUAUUUAAUAUGCUCAUUACAAUCAGUUGUUAUGAACAAAUUGCUCACAUGGACGAACUUGUAAAGCAAACAUAUAAACUAUUUCAAAGAAUGGAUGCAGAAUCCUGUCAACAACUUAUGCAAGUUAUCAAGUACCCUACUUUUUUAAUUUUACUUUGUGAUAAAGCACUUGCAGAUACAAAUAUUAUUAAGGUCCCAAAGGAGCAUCAACAUUAUCGAAAUGCACCUCAUGUUCCACUUCAUUUAGAGAAAACAUUCUUUUAUGUUCUAAAAACAUUACCUAACGAUAACAACACCUUAGAAGGCAUCUAUCGACACGUUGCUAUUGUAUUCAAAUAUUGUGCGUGUGUCUUUUCAACAGCUACAAUUAGUCAUAAGCGAGAUAUUACAGAGACCAAUUCUGCAUUACCAGAAGAUCAACUUAUAUUACUUAUUACAUUUCAACACCAAAUUAUUAAAGAAUGGGAAAAUAUGGUUGAAGAAUUGAUAAAUAAUGUCGGGUUUAGCGAUCAAGAAGAUGUGGAAUUAGUAGAAAAGAUUCGAUGGACCGUUAAAUUAACAAAAUUAUCUAUUAUAGAGUAUUUUUAA